Klebsormidium nitens is the source of this 1590-nucleotide messenger RNA. The record is from the annotation of a GenBank genome assembly. Lineage: Eukaryota; Viridiplantae; Streptophyta; Klebsormidiophyceae; Klebsormidiales; Klebsormidiaceae.
CUCCAUACGACAAGCUGAUACGGUACUAUUGCUAAUACUACUAUCAAUGUGAUACUGUAGAGCUGGCAAAUCCUUCGCCAGCAAUGGAGGUGGCAAAUGGCGGUUGUUCGAGUUGCUAAUUACGCUCUUGAGACCAUCAUGGCAACUCAACUGCGAAUGUACGCCUCUUCAGGAUCUCUUUUUUGGCAAAAUUCCCCUUCCUCUUUUGCCGGUGGAUCCACAGGCCAAAUUCGUCGGCCUGUGCGGUGGCUACCACCAGAGUUGCAGGUCCGCAUUUGGGGAAGUUGGCAUGACUGUGCCUGGGCCGCCAACCAGCUUAGAACCUUCUCGACCUCAUUGCUGACCCCUAGCGAAUGUUACAGUGAUAGGAGCUGGGUCAGUGCCACCAUCCGACCAGAAUGCAGUUUGACAAAAAGCCAUACGCAUCUCGCUGGAGGGUGCUUGCAUUUGCAUGGCCUCCGUCUGUCAGCAUUUCCCGCUGUACAAGAGACAAGCGCUGAUGUGCGGGGCACAAGACGCAGUUUUCUGUGCAGCGCUCAAUCAGAUAAUGCAGACACUUCAGAUCGCCUGCCUGUUGGCUUAGUCCUGCCAAGCGCUGAGCCAGUACGGGAGCCAGUGACGCUGCCGCAAGUAACAGAAGACAUGGUACAGCUCUCAUUUGCACGGAGCGGCGGAGCCGGCGGCCAGAAUGUCAACAAAGUGAAUACGAAGGUGGACAUGCGCUUCAACGUGCUGGAGGCGGAGUGGUUGCCGGACUGGGUCAAGGAGAAGCUGCUGGAGAUGGAGGCCAAUCGGAUCAACAACGACGGGGAGCUGGUCGUCACGUCCACACGCACGCGCACACAAAAGGGUAACAUCGAGGACGCUCUUGAAAAACUGAAUGCCAUUCUGCAGAAGGCGUCUUACGUGCCGCCGCCUCCCUCGGCAGACAAGAUAAAACGGAUAAAGAAGCUGGCAAAGGCUGCAAACGAAAAACGACUAGACAUCAAAAAGAAGCAGUCGUCUAAAAAGGCUGAUAGGAGAAACAAGGGCAAAUGGGACGAUUGAUUAGUAUGUGAUUGCGGUUCUUAUGUCUAUCAUCUAGUCAACUCAUCGGAAGAUCGUAUGCAUUGAAAGGGGAGCCCACACGAGGGACGGGAAACCGUAACAAGAAUACGUUUGCGGACACUGCGGAUCGCGUUUAGGAAGGAUGUGGUAGCUCCUCAAUCUGCAAAGGUUUGCUGGGAAAAAGCGUUGGGCAUCGUUAGCUGGACAGAGUGUGAACCGUUGGACAUCUCUCGCUACAGCCCAUGGGCUGGUAAACAACCCUGCCGAGUUAACCAUUGACCGGGACAUCAGCUCCGCGUUUGCGCCAGCUGAACAUACGGUAGAGUUAUCAAAUUCGACACUGGGACGUUAUUCAAACAGAAGCAGGCUUUUUAUGGCUGAACUGCCAGGCUGCGGCGGACAAGAAAAGAAUAUUGAGUCUACGGUAUUGCAAUUCGGACGCGGUUCUCGUUUGCGAUCCUCGCCACGAAGGCCUAACCAAAGCAGGAUGUCAGAACGGUUGGGUAAGUUUGAUCCUCCGAGGCUCGGCGCAAUCAUCGGGUC